CUGCGGGAGGGUCUUCUUGGGGCCGCCUUGCCCCGCCCCAGUCCCGCAGCUGUGCUGCUUCCAGCGGCUGCUCCGCAGGCCUGGGUGCCCCGGGCAUGAACGGGGUGUGGGGAGACGGGGGGCCUCGGUGCCAGGCGGCGCUCGCGGUCCUGGCCUCACUGUGCCGGGCCCGGCCGCCUCCUCUUGGGCUGAACGUGGAGACUUGUAGGAGCUUCGAGCUGCAGCUCCCAGAGCGGAGUCCGAGCGCGGCCGCCACAGCUGUGCUGGAUGCCCUGGAGGAACAAGGAGGCCUCCAGUCCCUCUUCUGCUAAUCCCCCCUUGGAGGCCCUCCAGAGCCCCAGCUCCAGAGGCAACAUGGCAGACAAGCUGAAGGACCCCAGCACCCUGGGUUUCCUGGAGGCGGCUGUGAAGAUCAGCCACACGUCUCCAGAUAUCCCGGCUGAGGUGCAGAUGUCGGUCAAGGAGCACAUCAUGCGUCACACGCGGCUGCAGCGACAAACCACAGAGCCUGCAUCCUCCACCAGGCACUCAUCCUUCAAGCGCCACCUGCCCCGGCAGAUGCAUGUCUCCAGUGUAGACUACGGCAAUGAGCUGCCACCAGCGGCAGAGCAGCCCACCAGCAUUGGCCGCAUCAAGCCCGAGCUCUAUAAGCAGAAGUCAGUGGAUGGGGACGAUGCCAAGUCUGAGGCUGCCAAGAGCUGCGGGAAAAUCAACUUCAGCUUACGCUAUGACUAUGAGAGUGAGACCCUGAUUGUGCGCAUCCUGAAGGCCUUUGACCUCCCUGCCAAGGACUUUUGUGGAAGCUCUGACCCCUACGUCAAGAUCUACCUCCUGCCUGACCGCAAAUGCAAGCUGCAGACCCGGGUGCACCGCAAGACCCUGAACCCUACCUUUGAUGAGAACUUCCACUUCCCUGUGCCCUACGAGGAGCUGGCCGACCGCAAGCUGCAUCUCAGUGUCUUUGACUUCGACCGCUUCUCCCGCCAUGACAUGAUUGGGGAGGUCAUCCUGGACAACCUCUUUGAGGCCUCUGACCUGUCCCGGGAAACCUCCAUCUGGAAGGACAUCCAAUAUGCAACAAGUGAAAGUGUGGACCUGGGAGAGAUCAUGUUCUCCCUCUGCUACCUGCCCACGGCAGGCAGGCUCACCCUCACAGUGAUCAAAUGCCGGAACCUCAAGGCGAUGGACAUCACAGGCUAUUCAGAUCCAUACGUCAAAGUGUCCCUGCUCUGUGAUGGGCGGAGGCUGAAGAAGAAGAAGACAACCAUAAAGAAGAAUACUCUCAAUCCUGUCUACAACGAGGCCAUCAUCUUUGACAUUCCCCCAGAAAACAUGGAUCAAGUCAGCCUGCUCAUCUCGGUUAUGGAUUAUGAUCGCGUGGGCCAUAAUGAGAUCAUAGGAGUCUGUCGUGUGGGGAUCAAUGCUGAAGGCCUGGGCAGGGACCACUGGAAUGAAAUGCUGGCAUAUCCACGGAAGCCCAUCGCACACUGGCACUCCUUGGCGGAGGUAAAGAAAUCCUUCAAAGAGUGGCAGGGCCGAGCUGCCAGCUUCGACAGUGAGAGCUCGUGCCCAUCUCCGAAACCACCGCCGACACCGUGAGCUGCACAGCCGAGCCACACAAACGGGACUCAGCAGUGUUCUUUUCGCACUUCUUCAGCCGUCUAAACGCAGUGUUGUGCAGUCGCCGUGGCAGCGGCAGCAGCCGCCCGUCACUCCAGAGUCUUCACUGCUCCUGUGUUGGUCAAGGCCAAGACACUUGUCGUGUGGUCAGCUCUGUCUUAGUAUUUUCUGUCUCCCAAGGUGAUGUUUUUGUGGUUUUCACUUUUUACGGGUCUACUGUCAAGAAAAGAAAAAAAAAAAAAAAAAAAGAGUAUGAGAAAUAAAGGGUGGAGAGCCCAGAAACUGGUUCUAUAAAAUACAGUGUAAAAUAGCCGUCUUGAGGGGAGAGGUGGAUUGAGUUUCUGAGAUCGUGUGUCUCCACCAAGCUCUGCAACCCCGAAGGAGGAGGAAGUGGGGUAGAGCUACCUCUGCAUUUUCAGUGCCCUGCAGGAGUGGUGCAAAUCAGUCCAGCCGUUAGGAGACUAUCACUACUCUUUAAAGCUCUUCACUGGUUGACAGAGACCAAGGUGCAGACUCCUGGUCCUGUGCUGAAAUCACAUGACCUCUGACGUGUUCCCGAACCUUCUGCUGGUGUGCUGGGUGGGUUCUUCACUCUCCUUCCUUGCUGACUUUCCUCAUGAACUGAAAACGUCUUGAUUCCUCAUGGGAACUUAGUCCCUUUCUUUAGGAAUGAUUCUGCUAAAACUAAACAUGCCAUAUGUUUUCUGAUGCACCCCAGUUAAUGAUCACAUUUGUUUGAAAACAGGAUCUUUGUUCUCGAAAAUAACCUUCAUUGUAAAGAAUGAGAGGCACAUAUGUUCCGGAAUGAUUGCUGUGUUAUACGUAGCUUUAUAAUUUCAUGAAGUAUCAAGCAGCUGUUUAAAAUGCGUAAACGGAUCAAAGAAAAACCUAGAUAAGAUGUUCUUUUCUGAAUGGGGAGUUUUGAAAUCUGAGUAAGUUUGAGUCCAUCUUUCUAUGAAGAGUAUCCUCUUGAUUGAAACAAAGUCAGCUUGUCUGUUUCAGCUCCAAUGACUUUGGGACAAUAUUCAUCUUAAACUUUAGUUCUUUAAUUACUAAGUACCUCAGUGUUGUUUCAGUGGUAGUGAGAGGUUUUGUUUUGUUCUGUUUCCUUUAGAUCUCUACCUGAAGCCAAAUUCAGUUUAGGAAAAAAAAUGUUUGAACUGUUCUGUAUUGUAAUAGCACAUUUCUGUUGAGUAAUUAGUGGCUUUCCCAUUGAUCCCUAAAACUAGGUUGAUUUACUCCAUCUCAAUGUGGAUAGCUCUGGGGAGCACAUGGAGAUGAGUUUCCACUUCAGCUUGUGACUACACAAUGCCAAUUUCCAGAACUGUGUGUAUAACUUAAAAGAGGCAAGUCUGCUGAAGACCCCCUUCUUUCAACAAUGGAAGGUCAAGGACCGAAAAGCUAUUCACACACUUUGUGUCUUAUUCUUUACGUAUGUCACAUGCUUUAGGAGCAGCAACUCAAUAAAGUAACCAUGAUUUUAAACCAAUA
Molecule: messenger RNA, 3111 nt
Organism: Galeopterus variegatus (Sunda flying lemur)
Lineage: Eukaryota; Metazoa; Chordata; Mammalia; Dermoptera; Cynocephalidae
Gene: SYT6
Product: synaptotagmin VI
Exons: 7
Coding region: 268-1599 (443 amino acids)
Biological process (GO): regulation of dopamine secretion; calcium-ion regulated exocytosis; cellular response to calcium ion
Cellular component (GO): membrane
Molecular function (GO): calcium ion binding; phosphatidylserine binding; syntaxin binding
Source: RefSeq, a predicted model, not a curated record